This is a messenger RNA of Heteronotia binoei (common prickly gecko), 2608 nucleotides long. RefSeq names its product cytosolic phospholipase A2 epsilon-like. Bases 29 to 2608 code for a protein of 859 amino acids. Gene Ontology annotation, biological process: glycerophospholipid catabolic process. The record is from RefSeq and is a predicted model, not a curated record. Gene Ontology annotation, cellular component: cytosol. Lineage: Eukaryota; Metazoa; Chordata; Lepidosauria; Squamata; Gekkonidae. Gene Ontology annotation, molecular function: calcium ion binding; calcium-dependent phospholipid binding. The transcript has 21 exons.
GACUGCCGCCAGUAUAGAAGUUGCAAGUAUGUUUCAGAACUAUCUGCCAGUUGAACUGCCUUUUGUAAAAACACACAACUUGACUGCAGUUACAGCAUCAUCAUGUUCUUGCUGGAACUGUGGCAUAAAUAUACUUCCUGUGGAAAUCUGUCAGCCAAUGAACUUGCAAGAAGCACAGACCAAUUCUCAAAGCAAGUCAAUGGACACUUUUCCUUGCAACUUGCUUACUGUGCGAAUAAUACGAAUGAGAAAUCUCCGAAAGGCUGAUGUCUUAAGCCAGUCUGACUGUUACGUGACCCUCUGGUUACCAGCUGCUACAUGUGAAAAACAGCGGACCAAAACUAUUAACAAUUGCAAGGACCCUGUUUGGAAUGAAAGCUUCUAUUACAGGAUUCAAAAACAAGUCAAGAAUGUAUUGGAGCUAGCAGUUUGUGAUGAAGAUGUUGUUACUCCAGAUGACCACCUCUUCACUGUACGAUUUGACAUUUCUAGGCUUCCAGAUGGUGAAAGUGUUUUCAUGACCUUUAAGUCUGAUCCAGAGGCACAAGAGGAGCUGGAUGUUGAAUUUUUAGUGGAACCUGCGCAAGGUCCUCCUGAAACCAUUAUUACAAAUGGAGUUCUAGUGUGUCGAGAGGUUUGCAAACUGGAAGCUGAGGUGGAUCUGUCAAAGCCACACAAGUCAAAGAGAGACCUUUCACUUGCAGUAAAAGGAUCCUGUGAAGGCAGUCACUGUUUUAAGCUGGGCUCUGAUGCAAUCAUCAUGCCCCCAUGUCCCACCACAUUCCAUUUUGUCAAGUACAAUGAGCCAUCGCUGGAUGUUAUGCUGCCAAAGAAGAAACCACGUUACAAUCCUUGUACCUGUUCUUAUAAAACCAAACCAGGUGUUCCAGUUGUGAUGCUGAAUUCACUACCAAAGGGAGAAAAAGUGCCAAUAGUGGAGGAGAAAAAGUACAAUUUGCAUGUGACAGUGAAUGACUGUCAUUGUUCCUGCCCAGGGGACCUAGAUGUGCGCUUGGGAUAUGAUCUGUGUCCACAGGAGCAAGAUUUCUUAUGUAAGCGAAAGAGGCAUGUGGCUCAGGCUUUGAAGCAAGUGCUCCACUUAAAUUACGAUUUGAAAGAUCAUGAGGUUCCUGUGGUGGCAGUCAUGACAACAGGAGGCGGGACAAGAUCAUUUACCACAACACUUGGCAGUUUAAGGGGUCUGCAAAAAUUAAAUCUCCUAGAUUGUGUUACAUACAUAUCUGGUUUGUCUGGGACAUCCUGGGCCAUGGCACACUUGUACAGACACGCUUACUGGUCCCAUGGGAAUCUGGAUGAGCUUAUAAAUGAGGCUAAGAAACAUGUAACCAAGAGCAAGAUGGGUAUUUUUUCCAUUGAUCGUGUGAAAUAUUAUCAUCAGCAGUUGAAUCAACGGAAACAAGAAGGAUAUAAAACAACUUUUAUUGAUCUCUGGGGACUCAUCAUAGAAUAUUUGCUAAAUGAAGGGAAAGAUAACCACAAGCUCUCAGAACAGAGAGAAGCUUUGAUAGAAGGUCAGAACCCACUGCCAAUCUAUGUAGCUCUUAAUAUCAAGGAAAAGUACAGCACUCAAGACUUUAAAGAAUGGGUAGAAUUUACUCCUUAUGAGGUUGGGUUCCUGAAAUAUGGAACAUUUGUGUGUCCUGAGAAUUUUGGAAGUGAGUUCUUUAUGGGCCGCAUGAUCAGGAAGCUCCCAGAGUCUCGGAUAAGCUAUCUUCAUGGAAUGUGGAGUAGCAUAUUUUCAGUGAACCUCUUAUAUCUCUUGAACAGAGUUAGUAAUUCAGAAGAAUUCUGGCACAGAUGGACUCGAGACAAAAUCAUAGAUCUUGAGGAAGAUCCUACUUUGCCUACAAGGCCAUAUGAGCUGAAGACCCAUAUGUAUGUCCCUGCAGGAAAUCUUUCUAGUGCAUUUCGAGGGGUCUUGACAGAUCGCCUUUCUGUUGCCCAAUAUCACAAUUUUCUUAAGGGUUUACAGCUGCAUAACAAUUACUUGGAGAAUGAACAGUUUCAGAGAUGGAAAGCUACUGUGUUGGAUUGCUGCCCCAAUCAGCUAACAGAACAUGAGGACCAUGUGGGAUUUGUGGAUGCAGGAUUUUUCAUCAAUACCAGCUGCCCUCCACUUUUAAGAAAAGAGAGGAAAGUAGAUGUCAUUCUGCAUUUGAGUUACAGUGCUGGCUCACAAACAAUGCCUCUGGAAAAAGCCUGCAAGUUUUACAUGGAGCAAGGUAUCCCAUUUCCAAAUGUUGUCCUUACUGAAGAGGAUAAGAAAAACCCAAAAGAAUGUUACUACUUCAAUCAAACAGGAGCUGCUGAGUGUCCAGAUGUGCUUUUCUUCCCAUUAGUGAAUGAUACCUUCCAACAUUACAGAGCACCUGGUGAAAAACGGAAUGAGGAUGAGCUGGAUGCAGGAGAUGUUGAUGUAUCUAGUAUCAGCAGCCCAUAUGGUACUUACCUCCUCACAUACAGUGAUGAGGAUUUUGACAAACUGGUGAACCUGAGUGAAUACAACAUUGUGAAUAACCAGCACAUGAUUCUACAGGCUUUGCAUGCUGCUGUGGCACGGAAAAGGCAAACUUACUACAGCAAUUAA